Durusdinium trenchii is the source of this 3309-nucleotide messenger RNA. NCBI's taxonomy places the organism in Eukaryota, Dinophyceae, Suessiales, Symbiodiniaceae. The record is from the annotation of a GenBank genome assembly.
AUGGCCCCGCUGGAGUGGUGGAGGGAGGAGGGUACGCUGCAGAAGCUGCUGGAGGAUUGGGGCAGCAAACUUCGGGCAGCUGAAGAUGAAGAGAUCGAAUAUUUUUUGAAGAGACAGGAGAAGCUCAAAGAGGAGAGUAGCCAUGAUGGCCAUGAUGGAAAUGGUGGCCAUGGUGAUAACCAUGAAGUGACUGGGAAGAUGGACCCGCAGAUUGGGAAGGAGAAGACGGAGACGAAUGAGGAGACGGCGGCGCGUGAGGGCAAAGACGGCCAACUGCAGUCCGAACAGGCACAACAGGUCCAAAAAGAUUCUCACAAACUAGAUGCAAACGAAGCAGAGAGCAAGGACGAGGAACAAGAAACAAGACGAGAGGUAAUGGAGGAGAAAAACUCAGAGCAGGUAGAAAAGAAAGAGGGGAAGGAAGCUGAGAAGCCACAGCCAGGAGCAGACGGGGCAUCAACCCCUGUGCCCCCACCUGUCGAAGAAGCAAAGCAGCAGUCAAAGCCUGAGGCUUUGUCUGAGACUGAGGAGGCCAGCGCAUCCACUCCUUCUGGCAUUUCAGCUGCUCCAAUCGUGCAGUCUGCGACGUCUGAAGAACAGUUGAAGACAACUACAGCAGCAGAGCCAGCAGAGGGAGACAAAGCCAAGCCCGACGAAAAGCCUCCAGAAAAGGAAAAGGAAGGAGAGCACAAGCCUCCCUUGGAUCCUGAAGCUGUGCGCGCCGCAGCGCAGAAAGCCGCAGAUGUUUUGAGUCAACUGCUGCAGAAGCCCCUAGAGUACGAAGUCCAGGAGGCUUUGCCUACCUACUCUGAGCCUGAUCCUUCGUCAAAAGAGAUUCGCACCCUUGCUCGAGGGCAGCGCUUGUUUGGCUAUCCCGGAGGAGGUUGGCUACGGCUUCAGCCACAGGCUGGUAUGAGUGGCUGGGCCCAUAUUGGUCGCAGCUUGGCCCUCACAUGCCUCUUGCCAACGAUUCGUGCCAGAUACCUUGAAGCCAUCGAUGUUGCUUGGCCAGGUUUUGGUGGUCUGCUGAAGCCUGGCGUGAAGGUGGUCUACAUUGUCGAGUGGAGAUGCCGGAAGAGUGGAGCUUCUGGACAUGCUGUGUGCCACAAAGCCCAUGAGGUGGUGUCCAACAUGCCACCGGGGAAGCCCUUGGAACUCCACGUGGCUGUACGCCUUCGUGCACCCUUGACACCCGGCGUGGAUGCGGCAGCCGAAGUGCGCUUCGCAGGGCCUUGGGUCGAAGCACAGACCUUGAACCCCAUGGAGGGUGAAGAUGAUGAGGACGCAGAGGCUUCACUAGAUCCCUUUGGUACUGCUCGUGCUGGGUGCCUAGAUUGUGCUUGCUAUGGCUUCUUCUGGAGACCGGGGCUGGAGGAGAAGGCAGAGUCAGAUCAAGAACCGGACCGAGUUGGGUUGAAUGCUGAUCCUGAUACGAUCAAAUGCAUUCGAUGUGGAGACCCCUUCGCCACCCAUACCAGGGCAGGCACGCCGGCGGCUGAGAAGUUGUUGGACAGUCGUCAAGCCAGGAAGUUCCUCGUGGCACAUACACGUGUCUUUGUGCGAAGCAAGCGUAGCGUUUCAGGAGACGCCAUCGGUGCAGUGAGGCAAGGCACGGAGAUCUCCGGGUGCUGCGAGGGGCGUUGGCUGCAUUUGACCAGGGAGUGCGCACAGGCGGUGAAUGUCAUGCCAAAAGCAAGCAUGAAUUCACACUCGAGAUACGUUGAUGCCUGGGUACUCAUGGAUGGCAGUCGCAUGGGCAUUGCCUCUGACCUGCUUGUGCCAGAGGAGCUUGCACCGGCUGAACUUCGAGAGCGUGCUCAACAGGAGGCUGAAGAACGGCAGAAGAAACGCGAGGCAGCUAAACGCACUCAAGAGAAGAAGGCCGUUGCCAAAGCAAAGGGCAAGGAGGUCAAGGAAACUGUUCCAGAUAGUGAGGAUGAGCCUGAUGCAGUGCGACUCCGCGAGCCCCUGCAAGGAUUAAUGGAGGUGUUGUACACCAAACCUGUGGACUAUUUGAUCUUAAAGUCUCAACUCCCUAUCCAUCGGCGACCUUCCACCAGCUCCCGCACUUUGGGUCAUUUGAAGCGUGGGCAGAUCAUCAGUGGAUGGCCACAGGAAUCAUGGCAUCUCUUAGCUGAAAAUGCCAGCUCACCCAAGGCUGCGACUGCCGGGUGGAUCCUCAUCGAUGCCACCCCUUUGGGCCUUGGCUUGCAGGCGCAGGCGCAAUUUCCAGUGCCCAAGGAGGUGCGGCCCUUUUCCGAGGCAGUGGUGCUCGAAUGGAGCAAAUUCCCUGCAAGGCACGUGGAAUAUCAGGUGGAGUGGGCCGACGAGUCUGAGAAGGAUCAAAUCAACGUGGCCGUCCAAAGAGAAACCAUGACGAUGGUGCGUGUCCACGAGCUGCCUUCCGACUCCCAGUUGACCUUCCGUUUAACUGCCAAGGUUUACACCGGUCCACCGGAUCAAGGGGGUGAAGUCUUUGCUGAAGCAGCUGGACCCUGGGAAGAGGCAGAAACGGGAGCUACAAUCGAGAAGUUAGAGGAAGGCAACCUUUGCGUUGACCCUUUGGCAAAUCUUCGUGGCCGCUGUAUGGAUUGCUCCUGCCAUGGCUUCGUCCUUGCUGAGUAUGGGGAGCGCCCCCGCACUGGCGACACUCUGGAGGAGGUCUCCUGCCGCCGUUGCAGCUGCUCAUGUGUGAGACAUUUUAUUAUAGGAGAGUACCACUACCGCAAUCCAGCAUCAGCAAACAUCAAGCGACCACCAGUCGAGGCACCAAAAGCACUUCCGCCGCCCAAAGAGGAGGUGCGGCCAAGCACAUGGCGUGUUGAGGAUGGGGAAGGAAACAUUCAGUUUGUUCUCGACAAGGUUGGUGAGGCCCAGACUUUGUACGAAACUUUGGGUGUGAGUGGGGAUGCUGAUCGGGCCGUUAUCCGCUCUGCCUAUCGGCAAGUAUCCUUGAGCAUCCAUCCGGACAAGGUUGGGCACUUUGAUGAUUUUGACCUUCAGAAGCAGGCUGAGAAUGCCUUCAAGGUCGUUUCCUCUGCCUAUGAGAUUUUGAAUGAUGAUAAGCGCCGUGCCGAGUACGAUCGCAAGCUGCGAUUAACCGGUGCCACGUUCACAAGCCGCUCUGGUGGGCGCUUUAACCUCACAAAUAUCGCAUUCCUCAAGAAGUUCCUUAGCAAGGAGAAGGGUGGAUUUGGAUGGGACCUCUCUGCCAAGCCUCCUGGAGACUGGGAGGAACAAGCACCUGGAGUUUAUGUUCGCGGCAGUGGCAAGCCCAAGGAGUCUGAAGAACCAACUCAAGCAAGCUAA